AUGUCAUCUCAAAUGUUGCUACAUGAUGAUCAUGAUUCUUUGAAGUAUAAAUAUCUUCUCAGAAUUAUUCUUAUUUGUCCACGACACAUGCAUAUUAAUAUUGAGGAUAUCCAUUCUAGUGGAAAAGAGAUGAGUGGGAAAUUUUGUUGUUUGUUGGCUGCAGUAAGAUGUGUAAAGUUUACUAAAUUAAUAAAAACUAAAAUUGGCAAGAAAGCGUUCUUAAAAGAAAUUAUUGUCAUGGACAAAACAUACCCAACACUUGUAGUAAGAAUUUGGGAUAAGGAACUAUCAGAAAGAGCUGCACAAUGGUUACCAAAAAAAACAAUCUUGUCUUUCUCAAAUUUAUUCUUGAAAUGGAAUGUUUUUAAAAGAAGCAUGACAGCUGUUGUUUCCAAUAAAACAAUUAUUACCGAAGAUUCAAUUACAAAUGAAGCUAACGAUUUAAAAAAUUAUGCAAAUACACACUUGACUGGCCUGUCUACUAAAUUAAACAUUAACAUUCCCGAUUUGUCAACUAUAACGGACAUUAUGACUUGUAAACGAGUUUUAGUCAAGUCUAAUGAAAUUAGAAGACAACUUACAGCUAUCUUAUAUGCAAUUGUGAGCAAAUUUAAUAUUGAUGGAUUAUCUCCAUUGGUUUUAACUAAGUGGCAAGUAAUUUUAUUAUUCUAA
Messenger RNA from Metopolophium dirhodum (rose-grain aphid), 672 nucleotides. RefSeq names its product protein hold'em-like. The record is from RefSeq and is a predicted model, not a curated record. The coding region runs from base 1 to 672 and encodes 223 amino acids. Lineage: Eukaryota; Metazoa; Arthropoda; Insecta; Hemiptera; Aphididae. Gene Ontology annotation, biological process: resolution of meiotic recombination intermediates. The transcript has 4 exons. Gene Ontology annotation, molecular function: single-stranded DNA 3'-5' DNA exonuclease activity; single-stranded DNA binding.